AUGAAAGUCUUAAUAUUGGUUUUGUUAGUUUUGAGUGGUGAAUUGAUAGGUAAAGAGAUCAAUGUAGGUGAUGAUUAUGAAUGCGAAUGUUUACAACUUAUGUUGGAGAAUGAUUGUAUAAAGUAAGGUUGUUAGUGGGUAAAUGGGGAAUGUAAAGUGAAGUUAAAAUAAGGAACAUAAAAUGAAGUAGAUAGUGAUACAUUUUGUUCUCAAUUUGAUAAAACAAAUUGCAGUAGUUAAUCAGGUUGCGCAAUUUUGGUAGAGAAAUGUGUUGAAUUUAGUGCAUGUAAUAGUUAUUAACAAAGCACAAAUGAAUUGUGUUAAAAUAUAUCUAGGAAGUGUAUUACAGAUGGAGAGAAAUGUGUAGAGAUAAGUGAAUGUGGAGAAUAUCAGACAUCAAUAUCAUGUAAAUAAGAUACAGAAGGGAACUAUUGUUAUUGGGAUAAUGAGAAGUGCGAAAAGAGUAUAGAGUGCGUUCAAUUACCAAAAAGCUUAAAAAGUGAUGAAGAAUGUAGGGCUGUGAAUAAUGAAUGCACAGUAUCAUCAUAAGGUGGGUGUUAACCAAGUGGAUGGAAUUGUUAAAAUUAAGAAGGAGAAUUAUAAUGUGUUUGGGAUAAAUUUAUGAAAGUAAGAUGUAAUUGGAAUGGUAUUACUUGUGUUGAUAGAUCAUGUUAAUCUGCUCCUAUUAGUAUUAAGAGUAACGAAGAAUGUAAAUCUUAUUUAUAAGGAUGUAUACUCAUCAAAGGAGGUGGAUGUGAUGAACUUAGAAAUUGUAAAGAUAUUACUACUAGUGAAGCAUGUGAUAUUGACAAAAAUGGUAAAUAAUGUUAUUGGUAAUCUGAAUAAUGUAUUGAAAAACUUUGCAAUAAUGCAUCCUAAUUACUAAGAACAUUUGAAGAAUGUCAAUCCUUUUUAUAAGGUUGUGUACCUAGUUUAAAAGGUGGUUGUUAAACAUAUAAUAAAUGUGACGAUUUUAUUGAUCAAACUACUUGUUAAAGUGGUUUAUUGAAUUGUUUCUGGAAUACUAAAUCUUGCGUUUCGUAUAGUUGUAAUAGUGCAUCCAAAAAAUAUAAUACGCAUGCUAAAUGUUCAGAAUAUAAAGCUGAUUGUACAGUCAAUACUUCUAAAGAUGGAUGUUAAGAUAGAACUUGUGAUAAUGCUCCUAAUGAAAUUAAAAGUAAUUAUGAUUGUGAAUAAUAUAAAUCUGGAUGUAUCACUAAAAUUACUGGGGGAUGUGUCAAAAAUUAAGAAUGUUCCAAUAUUAUGCUAAAAGAAGCAUGUCUUUUAGAUUAAUAAGGAAGAGAGUGUUUUUGGUAUCAAAAUUAAUGCAAACUAAAAAUAUGUCCUAAUGCUCCUAAUGUAUAUAAUACACAUGAACAAUGUUAAACAUAUUCUAAAUUAUGUACUGUAAAGAAGACUUUAAAUGGAUGUGUGGAUAUGACUUGCGAAGCCAUCUUCUAAGAAAAUAAUUGUAAUAAAGAUUAAUCAGGUAAUCUUUGCUAUUGGACUGGUUUAUGUUUUGAUAAGACUUGUGAAAAUGCACCUGUUAAUAAUAAUUUCGUUACUGAUGCUUAGUGUAAAUCAUAUUUAAGCAGAUGUACUGUCAGAAAUACUGGUAUGGGUUGUAUGGAUAGACCUUAUCAAUGCAGUGAAAUGAAAAUACCAUAAUAGUGUAUAACCAACUUCUAUAAUGUUGAAUGUGAAUGGUAUGGAGAUUCAUGUAGGAAGAAAGAGUGUUAUACAGCAUCUAGCGGACUUACAACUUAUGAGGAAUGUAAUGCCUAUUUAAGUGGAUGUACAACUACUGGUGGUGGAUGCUAAUCAUUAAAUAAUUGUGAUCAAUAUACUAAUUCUAAUAGUUGUAGAUUUGAUGUCGAUAACAAUAUUUGUCAAUGGAAUAAUGGAUUAUGUGCUAAUAAGAGUUGUUAAACUGCUGACAAUACACAUACCACUAAUGAUUUAUGUAAUACAUAUCUUACAGGUUGCAUUGUUAAUAAUAGUGGAAAUGGAUGUAUUCCUAAACCAGCAAGUUGUGCACAAAUGAUAACUGCAAAUUAAUGUACAGCAACAUCAACAAAUUCUUCAGGUGGUCCUUGUGCUUGGAUUACACUUUCUUCAAUAUGUGUAAAUAGAACUUGUAAUAAUGCACCAGCAACGGCAGAUUAUAACACUUUUACAAAAUGCAAUUAAUUUUUAGAUACCUGUACAGUUGUUGCAACAGGAACGGGAGGAUGUAUGACAAUGGUAAAUAGUUGUAAUUUAUAUACAUCUCAAAGGUAAUGCGAAUAGAUUUUGAAUGGUAAUAAAUGUUCAUGGUAUUUAACUUAAUGUUUGGAUAGAUAAUGUGUAUAUUCACCUGAUACAUCUAGUUAUGAUGAUAAAGAUGAAUGUCAUAGUUAUGAUAAUCGAUGUAAUGUAGUACGUAGAAUUGGUGGUAAUGGUUGUACAAUUAGAAAAGGUAGUUGUAAUGAAUUAUCAUAACAUUAAUGUGUUAAAGAUAGUGCUGGUACAAUUUGUACUUGGAAUACUAGUGCAGAUCCACCAUAUUGUUUAAAUAGAAGUUGCAGUUUAACAAUAGGUAUAAUUAGUUUCACUCCAACAAAUUGUGCCAACUGGUUACCUACAUGUGUCGUUAAUAAUGUAUCAACUCCAACAGGUUGUAUGGCAUUAUAAUCUUCUUGUUCAUCUUAUUAAUUUUCAGCAAAUUGUACAUAGACAUCUUUAAAUGUUUAAUGUUAUUGGAAUGGAUCAAAUUGUAUCAAUAGAUCAUGUUCAACAACUUAAGGAAUCACAGAUUUUGAUCAUUCAUCAUGUUAUGCAUGGAUGACUACAUGUACAGUAAAUAAACCAACAACAUGUGCAGAUAAACCAACUAAUUGUUCAGAUGCUAUAAAUUAUGAUUAAUGUUAUAAAAAUAUUAGUGAUUAAUUGUGUGCAUGGGUAGGUACAUCAUGUGUAGAUAGAACAUGUAAUAAUCAUGGAUAUGCUGUUACUGUAUUUAAUAAUGCAAAUUGUUCAGGAUGGAUGCCAGAAUGUUCAGGUAAUCCCGAUUAAAGCGCUUGUGAAAUUACAAGAACAUGUACUAAUCAUGGUUCAGAUGUAACUACUUUUACUCAUGACAAUUGUGCUGGUUGGUCUCCAUUAUGUACUGUAAAUUCUACAAAUGAUGCAUGCAUUGAAAGAACUUGUAAGAAUUAUGGAUUAAUUGUAACUGAUUUCACUGAUGUUAAUUGUAGUAAUUGGUUAUUCAAAUGUAAGUCUAAUAGUGAUCAUACAGCUUGUAUUAGUAGUAGAACAUGCACUAAUCAUGGAAGUGCUGUCACAGUAUUCAAUCAUAAUAAUUGUAAUGAAUGGUGGGAUGAAUGUACAGUAGUAGGAUCAUCAUGUGCUUAAAAAUCAUGUUAUAAUCAUUCCAUUACUUAAUUUACUCAUACUAAUUGUAAUGAUUGGUAUUAUUAAUGUACUGUUGCAGCAGACUCAUUAAGUUGUUAACCAAAGACUUGUGCUAAUGCUAAAUUAGUAACCUAUUCAUCAAAUACUUGUUAUACUUGGUUAAAUACUUGUACUGUUAAUUCUGAUAAUACUGGAUGCAUUUCAAAAAGAACAUGUUAAUUAACUGAUUUAACUACAUUUAAUUAUGCCAAUUGUGUCGCUUGGUAUAAUUAAUGCACUUAUUCUUCUGGAUCUUAAUGUAUUGAUAAAACUUGUACUAAUUAUAGUAGUAAUUUAAGUAUUCAAUCUCAUGUUACUUGUGAAGCUUGGUUAUAAAGAUGUACCUAUGUUUCUAAUACAAGUAAUUGUGGAGAUAAAACCUGUUACAAUUAUGCUGACAUCUUUUAUAUACAAGAUCAUGCUAAUUGUAAUAAUUGGCUCAAUAUUUGUACAUCCAAUGGAAUUACUUGUGAACCUAAAACUUGUACUAAUCACGGAAGCUCUGUUACUGUUUUCAAUAAUGAUAAUUGCAAAUCUUGGUUAAGUUAUUGUUAAGUUAAUGUUGAUGGAACAGCUUGUGAAAAUUCAAGAGGAUGUCUACCAACAUUACCACUUUAUUCUCAUGUUACUUGUGAAACAUAUAAUCAUCUUUGUACCAAUAAUGGUUCAAGUGCUUGUAAAUUUAAAUCUUGCACUGAUACUAAUCUAACAACAUAUAAUCAUUCAUUCUGUUAAGCAUAUUUAUCAGAUUGCACAGUCAAAUCUAAUUUCAAUGGAUGUGAAUAAAAAAGUUGUUACAAUCAUGGUGUUUAAGUUAGUACAUUAUCUCAUGCUAAUUGUUAGACUUGGUUAUUUAAUUGUACUUAUUCUGCAUCCUCAAGAACAUGUAUUCCUAAAUCCUGUACAAAUCAUGGAACUAAUGUAACAGUAUUCAAUAAUACUAAUUGUCAAGCUUGGUGGAGUGCUUGUAUUGCUAAUACUGCUGGUACUGCAUGUGUCAAUAUUCGUACUUGCGCUACUGCAACAUUAACUACUUACACUCAUUAAUAUUGUGAAAAUUGGUUAUCUAAUUGCACAACACAAAGUACAACUAAUUGUUAAGAAAAAACAUGCGCUUUAGCUGCAACUAAUAAUUUAAUAGCAUAUGAUCCCAUUACAUGUGAAAUUUGGAUGAAUACAUGUACUAGUAAUGUUGCUCAAAGUGCAUGUAUAAAUAAAACAUGUUAUAAUCACGGUGAUUAAGUAACAAAAUUUACAAAUGCAAAUUGCAGUGGUUGGUUAUCUUAUUGCGCUGCCAAUUCCUCUAAUUCUGGUUGCAUAGAAAAUAAAACAUGUAGUAAUGCUGUAGUAAGUUCAUAUAAUAACACUAAUUGUAGUGGUUGGUUAUCUACAUGUACUGUAAAUAGCACUUUUGAUGGAUGUAUAGAUAAGACAUGUUAUAAUUAUGGAUAGAAUAUAUCUAGUUUCAUACACACAAACUGCAAUAACUGGUUAUCUUCUUGUACUAAUCUAUCAAAUACUGGUUGUCAAGAUAAAACAUGUAGUAAUAUAACUCCAGCAACUUACACAUCAGCAAGUUGUUCAACAUGGUUAUCUUAUUGUACAGGUAAUGAUAGUUAAACAGCUUGUAUAAGUACAAAAACAUGUACUAAUUAUGGAAGCAAUAUUAAAGUAUUGAAUCAUAGUAAUUGUAAUAAUUGGCUUUCAUCUUGUACUAUAAAUAGUAGUGGAACUGCUUGUGAAGAUAAAUCAUGUUCAAAUGCAUCUCCAACUUUAUUAUCAUAUGGACCAUACAAUGAUUCUACUUGUAAUGGUUGGUUAUCAAGUUGUACUGUAAAUACAACAUUUGAUGGUUGUAUAACUCGAACAUGUAGUAAUAUACCAUCUUAUAUUACUAAAAACAUAUCAAAUUGUUAAUCUUGGAGUUCUUUUUGCACAUACAAUUCGUCAACUUAAUUAUGUGUAAAUAGAACUUGUACAAAUCAUGAGUCUUUUGAUUUGAAUUCAUCUAAUUGUUCUAGUUGGCUUAGUUCAUGUUGGUUUUAUUCAAACAGUUCAGAUUGUGAGACAAUUAGAACUUGUUAAAAUUUCGUAGGAUCUGUAUCACAUGCUAAUUGUGAAGCUUGGGUAUCAACAUGCACUGUUAAAUCAGAUAAUAGUGGUUGUACUACUAAAUUAUGUGAGAUGUAUACAACAAUAAUUGGUACACCAUAUUCUUAAGCUAAUUGUGAAUCAUUUCUAUCCUCAUGUAAAUGGGAUAGUUCUAAUAAUACAUGCAUUGAAAAGACUUGUAACAAUUACUCUGGAACAAUUAAUUAAGCUAAUUGUGAAGCUUGGUCAAGUAGAUGUACUUUAAAUAAUUCAUCUAAUGGAUGUACGUAUAAAACAAGUUCAAAUGCUAUUACAUCAUUAUAUUAUACAGAAAGUAAUUGUAAAAAAUGGUCAGAAGCAUGGUCAUUGAAUUCAAGUAAUAAUCAAUGUACAAGUAAUUGUUAUAAUAAUGGUUAACAUUUUUCAGUUUUCAAUCAUGCAAAUUGUAAUGCAUGGGAUCCAAAUUGUACUGUAAAUUCUACAAAUACAAAUUGUACUAGAAAAACUUGUUAAAAUUUCACAGGAUCAAUUUCCUUUUCUAAUUGUUAGUCUUGGUUGUCAACAUGUACAGCAACAUACAAUAACUCUGCUUGUAUAGAUAAGACAUGUAAUAAUCAAUACUAAAAUAUUAAUAUAAAUUUUAGUGACUCUAAAUGUAAUGCAUUUAAAUCUGAUUGUUUUAAAGAUUCGAAUUAUAGUUGUAGGAUUAAAAAAUGUUCUGAUUAUAGUGAUACCACACUUUCAAAUUGUUAAACAAGAUAUUCACAUUGUUUACUUGGAUAGUCUGGAUGUAUAACUCAUAGAACAUGCUCUAAUUAUGGAUCAAAUGUCACUACAUUUACUCAUAUUAAUUGUGAAAAUUGGUUAUCUAGUUGCACAGUUAAUGAUACUGCUACAGGAUGUACUGAAAAAACAUGUUAUAAUUCAAGUAUUACUACUGAACUUAAAAACUCAUACAGUUACCCUACUGAAAUAACAGAUCUUUAAUGUUCCUCCUGGAAUGAUUUAUGUAUUAAUAGUGGUACUACUGCAUGCAAAAAUAGAUAAUGUUCUGAUUCAGGUGCAUGGUCAAGUUGUUCAUCAUAUCUUAAUUCUUGUAAAACUAUCUCUAGCUUCAAUUAUUGUGAUUAUAAAACUUGUGGUAGUGCAACAAGUUUCUCCAGUGUAACUAGUUGUACAAAUUGGUUACCACAUUGUACAUAAAGUUAAAGUCAGAGAGGUUGUCACUCUUAAAGAACAUGUAGUGAUUAUGGAGAUAAUAUAAAGAUCUUCAACCAUGUAAAUUGUGAAUAAUGGAAUCCAUUAUGUACAAUUAAUAGUACAAAUGAUGGAUGCAUUUAUAAAACAUGUUUCAAUCAUGGUAUGACAUCAACAAAUACAUAAAAAUGUGGAUAAUGGUUAUCAAUUUGUAAAGCAAAUGCUAAUUCAAAUGGAUGUGAAAUAAAAACAUGUUCAAAUUAUGGUAGUGCAAUUACUGGCUCAUAUAGUGCAUAUUGUCCAUAAUGGUUGGGUUAACAAUGUACUUAUAACUCUAGUGCAUGUCUACCUAAUAGAACAUGUCAAUAAAGUUACAAUGGAUACAAUAUCAGAUAUGAUUCAUAUUAUUGUCUAGAUUGGUUAACUACAUGUACACCUAAUUAAUCUUAAACUAGUUGUAUUGAUAAAACAUGUACUAAUCAUGGAUCAGAAGUAACAGUCUUCACACAUGCUAACUGUUAUAAUUGGUAUGACAUCUGUACUAAUGAUGGCUCUUCUGCUUGUAAAUAUAAAACAUGUUAAAAUCAUGGAGCUAAUGUAAGUUCUCUUACUAGUGCUAAUUGUCAAAAUUGGUUAACAUCAUGUACAUUCUAAACAGGUGAAAGUACAUGUAAUUAUAAAACUUGUACUAAUUAUUCUAGUUUUACAUUAUCAGCUACUAAUUGUUUUAAUUGGAAUAAUUAAUGCACUUACAUCGAUUAUGCUUAUGAUUGUGAAUAUAAAACAUGUGAUAAUUAUGCCAGUACUAUUAAUGAAAACAAUUGUAGAAAUUGGUUACCAUAUUGCACACCAAAUUAAUAAGCCACUUAAUGUGUAAGCACAAGAACUUGUACCAAUCAUGGAAAUCAAAUUACUUAAUUUAAUCUAUAAACUUGUUAAAAUUGGCUACCCUAUUGCACUGUAAAUACGACCAAUGAUGCUUGUAUGGAUAAAACUUGUGAUAAUUAUGGCUCUUAAUUGAGUACAUUUACUAGAAUAACAUGUACUGGAUGGCUACCUUAUUGCACAAAUAAUUCAAACACUAAAUGUGAAAGAAAGCAUUGUACUAAUUAUCCAUCUGGAUUCUCACUUAGUAAUUCUAAUUGUUAAAGUUGGUUUAAGUAUUGUAAAAUAGCACCUUCAAAUACUAAUUGUGAAUAUAAAACAUGUUCUAAUCAUAGUUUAAGUACUUUUAAUCAUACUAAUUGCUCUAAUUGGUUACAUUAUUGUACUGUCUCAGACGAUGGUAAAUCAUGUGUUACAACUAGAACUUGUACUAAUCAUGGAAGUCAAAUCACUGUUUUUAAUCAUAGCAAUUGUUAAUACUGGUUGUCAACAUGUACAAUUAAUUCAGGAGGUACAGCAUGCGAAACUAAAACAUGUACUAAUCAUGGAUCCUUUGUUACUACUUUCACUCAUUAUAACUGCUAAAAUUGGAAUUUUGAUUGCACUGUGAAUACUGGUAGUACAGCUUGUACUGUUAAGACUUGUGCCAAUGCUACUGGAUUCUCAUUUUCUCAUUCUAAUUGUUAAAAUUGGUUAUCAAUUUGUACUGUUAAUUCAUCUUAUAAUGCAUGUAUAAAUAAAACAUGCUCAAACACCACAGGUAUCAGUCCAUGGACUCAUAAUAAUUGUGAAAUAUGGUUACCUAAAUGUCAAUUGAAUAAACCUACAACAUGCACAACAUUAUAAUCAAAUUGUAGCAAUGCAGGUGUGUCAUACAAUUAAUGUGUAAUAGAUACUGGUAAUUAUGAAUGUGCUUGGUAUAAUGGUACUUGUUAGCGUAGAACUUGUGGUAAUUAUACAGGUACUACUUUUACUCACAGUGAUUGUGAAAAUUGGUUAGAGACUUGCACAGUAGAGGGAGGUUUAUCACCAAAUAAUUGUGUAGUAAAGGCAACAAAUUGCACAGAUUUAGGAGUGACAUAAGAUUAGUGUGUAACAAAUGUAGGUUUAGUAAAUUGUGUAUGGUUAUCAUCAUGUUAGGAUAGAACAUGUAGUAAUUAUACAGGUGUAACAUUUACACAUACUGAUUGUGAGAAUUGGUUAUCAACAUGUACAGUAGAUGGAUUAAAUGUACAUGCAGGAUGUGUAAUAAAACCAUAGAAAUGUUAAAUGAUUUCAACUUAAGAUUAAUGUAUAAAGAGUUCAGAUAAUACAAUAUGUUUUUGGACAGGUACAUAAUGUAAAGAUAGAGUAUGUGAAGAUGCAUCAUAGAAUGGUAGUUAUGAUGAUGAUACAGAAUGCAAGACAUUUUUAUAAGCAUGUACAGUAGGUAGGAUAGGAGAAUGUGUAAGUAAGGCAACUAAUUGUUCUGAUUAUGUAUAGUAAUCACAUUGUUUUAAGAAUAGUAGUUAAGGAGUAUGUUUUUGGAAUUUGGAUAUAGGUAAAUGUGCAGAUAUCAAAUGUUCAAAUGCUCCAUUAAGUUUAACAAAUCAUACAUAAUGUUAUGAGUUUUUAAAUACAUGUACAGCAAAAUAAGGAGGUGGUUGUAUGACAUAGAAUGGAUGUUUAAAUUAUUCAGCAGAGAUAUCUUGUGUAGUAGGUUCAAAUGGUGAUAUUUGUGCUUGGAUUGGUGGAAGAUGUUUCGUAAAAUCUUGUUAUACAGCAGCAUUUGAUAGUACACGUGAUACUCAUGUUGAAUGCUAAGCUUAUUUAAGUGAUUGUACUGUAAUCCAUUCAGGUAUAGGUGGUUGUGUUCCUUUAUAAGAUUGUUCAACAUAUUUAAGUGAGAGAUAAUGUGUAAUAAAUAACCUAUAUCUUCCAUGUGGUUGGGAUGGUACUAAAUGUAUGGAUAAAUCAUGUCUUACAUCUCCUAGAUCUUACAAUACACAUAAUGAAUGUGAAUCAUAUUUAAAUGAAUGUACUACUGUGCCUAUAGGAAAUGGUUGUUAAUUUAAAAGUACAGACUGUUCACAAUAUCAAUCCGAAAAAUAAUGUGUUAUCACUAUUUCUAAUCAAUCUUGUUAUUGGAAUCCAAAAACCAAUUCAUGCCAAAUUAGGUCUUGCUAAAAUGCUCCUGAUACUGCUAUCACUGCUUCAUUAUGUGAACAACACUAUCCCUUCUGUUAUACUGAUUAUAUCUAUUGUAGAUAAUAAAAAUGCACUGAUUUACCAUAUAAAACAAAUGAAGAAUGUUAAAAAUAUAAUUCAAAUUGCACAUCUGAUGGAUAAACUUGCAUUGAUCGAAAACUCUGUUCUGAUGUACAUGUCUUAGAUGCAUGUAAUACUGAUAUUCAUGGAAAUGAAUGUUAAUGGGUCUUUAAGUAUUCAUAUUGUACUUUAAAAUCAUGUUCGACAUCUCCUGAUUACAAUCUCACUGAAUAAGAUUGCUAACAAUAUUAUCCUUAAGGAAAUUGUACUACCAGAUUAGGAGGAGGUUGCAUUACUAAAUCUACAUGUGAAAAUGCUUAAUUAAAAGCAGCAUGUACAACCUCUGCUGAUAAUAAACUUUGUGUUUGGGAUUCCAUUAAAUGCAGAUCAUAAGUUUGUGAUGAUAUUAUAGGAACAUCUGAAGAAGAAUGUGCUCUUUAUGAUUGUGCAUUCCAAAAAUCAUCACUCUUUGGUAUUAAAUGUACUACUAAAAAAAAAUGUAAUGAAUUCAUUAUGGAAGACAUUUGCCUUAAAGGAAUAGAUGGCAUUUGUAAAUGGUUUAAUAAUAGUUGUCAUCGUUAUAUUGGUUGUAAUACAAUAUCAAGUCCAUAUGAUAAAGUUUGUAAAUCUUUAUCAAAAAAUUGUACAACUAAUGGAAAUAAAUGUGUUGGAUUGAGCAAAUGUUCAUAAUACACAAUUUAAGAAGCUUGUACAAUUGGGUUAGAUGGAGAUUGUAUCUGGUGGUCAAAUUUAAGUGUUUGCAAGAGAUUCUUAUCAUGUUAUGAUUUACCAUAUUUAACUCAUGCGGAAUGUUAUCAGAUCUCAUAAAAAUGUACAACAGAUACAUAGAAUGGAUGCAUUCCAUUAUUACUAUGUUCAUCUUAUAAGUAUAAGGAACAAUGUAGAAUUAGCUCGAAUGGAUAAGUAAUUAAAUAAAACUCGAAUCAAUAAUACAUAAGUUAAACUGGUUUUUGCACUUGGGAUAAAUCAUAAAAUGAAUGUAGAGAUCAAUCUUGUGAAGAAUUGAGUGGUGAAACACAUGAAGCUUGUAAUGCUUAAUUGUAUGGAUGCACAUCUGAUUCUAUAAAAUGUGUUACUAUAAGAGAAUGUGAUAAUUAUGAAAAUGAAUAAACCUGUCUACAUGCUUAAAGUUCGAAUGGAAAAUGUGUUUAUAAUAACAAUGCAUGUACAACAAUCUCUUGUAAUGAUAUACCUUAUGGUUACACUCAUGAGACAUGUUUAAGACAUAUUCCAAAUUGUAUAUCAGAUGGACAAUUAUGUAUUGCGAUUGAUGUUUGCGCUAAUUAUGGAAAUAAGUUUUCAUGUGAUUAUGGAGGUCUAGAUGGAACUUGUGCAUGGGAUGGUCAAUAAUGUUUAAAGGUUUUCUAAUGUUCGGAUUGUGAUUAAGAUAAAUAAAUUUGCUAAUAGUUUUCAGAUCAAUGCAGAUGGAUUGAAGAACCAUAAAUCUCAUCAGAAACAUCUUGCGUUGCUUUAGAAUGCUCAGAUCUUAUAGAAUAGGAGUGUCAUAAUAUUAAUAGUAUUGAUAACACAACUGUCAAAUUAUGUAUCACUCAAGAUAGAGUAUGCAUCUAAGCAGAGCCAGAAGCUUAUAAUCAAUAAUCUUGUAGAAUCAGUACCUUGAAUACUUAUUAUUGGAAUACUACAACGUCCAAAUGCACUCAAUGUACCAAUCGUAUUAUUGAACAACAAACAGAUAUUAAAACAAAUCAAGAAGCAAUACUAAUGAUAAUAUUAAUUAGUCUAUUGUUCUGAUAUAU
Messenger RNA from Paramecium sonneborni, 11630 nucleotides. NCBI's taxonomy places the organism in Eukaryota, Ciliophora, Oligohymenophorea, Peniculida, Parameciidae. The record is from the annotation of a GenBank genome assembly.